AUGGGGUCUUUGUUUGAUCUGUUUUUUGUUGCUUCAAUGCCUAUAUUGAAGGUUCUUUUGAUUACUGCCUUAGGCUUAUUUCUUGCUCUUAAUCGAAUCGAUGUAUUGGGAGAGACAGCCACACAUGAACUCAACAAAGUCGUGUUUUAUGUUUUUGGACCUGCACUAGUAGGUAGCAACUUGGCUAAGACAGUCACCAUUAAAAGCUUUCUUACCUUAUGGUUUAUGUUAGUGAAUGUCCUGCUUACAUUUCUGUUGGGAUCAGCAAUGGGUUGGAUACUUGCUAAACUUACAAAACCUCCAAAGCACGUAAAAGGCCUCAUUUUGGCUUCUUGUUCUUCUGGAAACCUUGGGAAUAUGCCUAUCAUCAUUCUCCCCGCAAUGUGCAAAGAGAAAGGUAGUCCGUUUGGAGCAGCUGAUGUAUGCGAGCGCUAUGGUCUGGCUUAUGCUUCACUUUCCAUGGCGAUUGGGUCCGUAUACUUUUGGCUAUAUGCUUACAACAUUGUUAGGAUCUCUUCCAAGGAAGCAAUAGCUAACACUGGUGUGAUUGCCGAAACAUUUGUACUGAAUGUCCAGCCAGAAACAGAACCACCCUUACAGUCUUCAGAGUUUUCUCUUCAAAUUAAAUCAUCAUCCAGGAUAAAACAAUGCUUAAGGAUCAUCUCCCAAGAAUUCAACCUUAAGGCGGUAUUAGCACCUUCAACUAUAGGAGCGAUGGUUGGAUUUAUUAUUGGGACGAUAUCUCCACUUCGUAAGCUUCUAAUGGACAAUGUUGCUACUCUCCAUGUUGUUGGAGACACAAGUUUCAUGAUUGGAGAUGCGGCCAUCCCAUGUACUACCUUAAUUCUCGGAGCCAACCUUCUGAGAGGUUUAAAGGGAUCAGGAAUUCAAGUUAGUGCAGUUAUGGGAAUAAUCGCAGUUCGGUACAUUUUCCUACCAGUGCUGGGCAUUCUUAUCGUCAAGGGAGCUGUUGUAGCUGGCUUUGUCCAAUCUCAUGAUAUAUUCUUUCAGUUUGUUCUUCUCCUUCAAUAUGCCCUCCCACCGGCAGUGAGCAUCGGAACAGUGACAGAACUGUUUGGAGCAGGUCAGAAAGAAUGUUCAGUCAUCAUGCUAUGGACUAAUGUUUUAGCACCAGUUACACUCACUCUUUGGUGCACCUUCUUCCUCUGGUUUCUGUCUUAACCAGUCAUGACGCUUUUCAGAACUGAAUCGCUUUCUCUUUAAACAACUUACAGCGCCUGACUAGUGGAAGUAUGAAACUAUGUACUAAUGCACUAGGCAUUUCUUAGAACCUGCAGGAGAGUGGAUACCAUAAUACAGAAAGUAAUAU
Spinacia oleracea (spinach) is the source of this 1330-nucleotide messenger RNA. Its product is annotated as protein PIN-LIKES 3. Gene Ontology annotation, cellular component: membrane. NCBI's taxonomy places the organism in Eukaryota, Viridiplantae, Streptophyta, Magnoliopsida, Caryophyllales, Amaranthaceae. The transcript is spliced from 10 exons. The record is from RefSeq and is a predicted model, not a curated record. Bases 1 to 1182 code for a protein of 393 amino acids. Gene Ontology annotation, biological process: endoplasmic reticulum to cytosol auxin transport.